Molecule: messenger RNA, 1388 nt
Organism: Lobosporangium transversale
Lineage: Eukaryota; Fungi; Mortierellomycota; Mortierellomycetes; Mortierellales; Mortierellaceae
Exons: 3
Coding region: 174-1247 (357 amino acids)
Biological process (GO): carbohydrate metabolic process
Cellular component (GO): membrane
Molecular function (GO): chitin deacetylase activity
Source: RefSeq, a predicted model, not a curated record
CUUCACCCGCCAGUUUAUUCCUUCUUCACCUUUACCUUCUCUCUCAAUCCUACAAAACGCAAACAGCGGGUCUCCUGUCUGAACACACACUGAUAUAAUAAUUCUACCCUUUCAUCCCAUUUCAUCACAUCCACAUUAACCUUGUGCUCAGUUACGAAGUAGCUCUAAACAUCAUGAAGGCCGUUUUCUCUACUGUGGCAUUUGCCAUCCUAGCUACUGCCGCCACAGCUCAAUUCAACCCUACAGAUUUCCCUCCUGUCAAUGAAGUGCCCCCAAUCGACUCGCCUCAAAUGAAGCAGUGGCUCAAGGAUAUUUCCUUUGCUGAUGUCCCCACCUUCCCUACGCACACUGGAAAUCCACCUAUAUGCCCUACAAUCGAUAAAAUCCCUGCUGACCAGUGCUGGUGGACAUGUCAAACUUGCCCCGCUGAUGAUAUUGAAUCUUGUCCCACGCCUGGGACAUGGGGUCUUACUUUUGAUGAUGGCCCAACUCCUGAAACACCACCUCUGUUGGAUUUCCUUAAGACUAACAAUAUCAAGGCCUCAUUCUUUGUCAUGGGAAGUAACGUCGUCCGCAAUGCAGAAGUAUUGAGGCGGGAGGUUGCUGAAGGUCACCAUAUUGCCUCUCAUACCUGGUCCCAUCACGCUCUAACCACCCUCUCCAACCAGCAAAUCGUCGCGGAGUUGAAGUGGACUGAGAAAGCCGUUUUUGAUAUCACUGGUCUGCGCAUGAAGUACAUGCGUCCUCCAUAUGGCGAUAUUGACAAUCGUGUCCGUGCUAUUGUCAAGAAGCUGGGUUACAUUGUUGUUGAUUGGACAAGCGACGAUUAUGAUUCUAGGGACGUUGCCUUGAAUGCCAAUCCCUCAGGCCUUGAUGCAGCUCUUCGUAGGAUGACCAACAAUCUCAUGACCUAUGGUGCAAACCCUGGUGCCAAAGGUAUCAUCACCCUUGAGCAUGAUCUUUACCCAGUCACCAUCAAAUUUGCCCAGGCUAUUGUUCCUGUGGGUGCUCAGGCAAAGCUCAAGGUUACCUCUGUUGCUGACUGCCUCGGUGAUGCUAAUCCCUACCAGAACAGCGUCAACCUCCCUACCAACACCACCAAGACACAUGGUUCGCCUAGUGGAACCGGCAAACCUUCUGGUCCUUCUGUCCUUCCCCCCGGUGGUGGUGCCAAUGCUCUUACGAUGAACAGUGGUGUUUUGAUGGCGAUUGUGGCUAUUGCUGGCACUGUCCUCGCCGCCUUCUAAACAUGGAAAGAGACAUCUAUAGACAAGAUCGCUAGGGGUCAUGGUGGUCGUCCCUCGUGAGCUGUUCUUUGACAUGAACCACUUUAGAAUUUUAUAAAAAUAUUUAUUAUUAAAAGUCCUGUUUACUUGAGGAGACUGCGG